Salpingoeca rosetta is the source of this 3686-nucleotide messenger RNA. RefSeq lists its product as uncharacterized. The coding region runs from base 1 to 3408 and encodes 1135 amino acids. The transcript has a single exon. The record is from RefSeq and is a predicted model, not a curated record. Lineage: Eukaryota; Choanoflagellata; Craspedida; Salpingoecidae.
AUGGACGACAGAAGAGUGGCGGCGGCUCAGAGGCCAGAUGCCGAAACGCCACAAGAACAUGAACAACACCACCACCACCAACAACAACAGCAACAGCAGCAGCAGCAACAGCAGCACCACGUGCAGCCCGGCAUGCAAAACGAAGAACAAGGCCAAGAGCAGCCCGCUGUGAACGUCAACAGGCAGGGUAGAGGAGAUCUGCACCCUGACAGCGACAGCAGUGACAACAACGACGACAACUUGCCUGCAGGCACGCAAACCCGCGCGGACAGCAAAGUGGUCGACCACGCGACAGCAUUCUCCGAGGAUGAGCAGGACGAUGGCCAUCAUGUGUUGCCUGAUACGAAGAUGGAUGGCGCCAGUGGAUCAGAAGAGGACGACAUACUUCCGUUUGAGUUUGAUGAGCAAGGAGACAUCGAAACGCGGGCGUUGCUUGGGCCCAUGAUUGCCAACGCCCGAGCUCGUCUGCUACCUAGGCGAGGUGGGCCCACUCAUUCUCAGCAGCCUGGUUGGAUGUGCAACCGGCUGUCUUCUGUGCUCAACCGCUGCACCACUCGUCGACUGGUUAUGAUUGGCAUGGCCGUGCUGUGCCUUGUCCUGAUUGUGGCUGUACCCGUUGCGGUUGUGCGAAAGCGCAGCGUUGGAGAACCCGGUCCAAGCGAAGCACCAAGCGAAGCACCAAGCGAAGCCCCAAGCGAUGAGAUAUUGAGCUGCGACGAUUAUGACAGCCGUACUCGCUUUCAACAGGACCACGUCAAGACCGCGUUCUCGGUGUCUGCCUGUUGCUGUCCAGAGGUGUCCAACCUACGUGCCAUCACGACUGACUUGUCUCUGAGCUUGUCGGAGCGCGAACUUCUUCUCGGGCACAUCACCUCCAUCAGCGGACAGAUUUAUGGCAGGAAUGGCGCGUUGGAGACGCUUGAUUUUGGCGAUCUCAGAACCCUUGAGCAUGGGGUGGACCUGUCCCACAACAGCCUCACGAUGGUUGACUUUCUUCAAGUUGAGCGUAUUGGCAACAUAUUCUUGGACAGGAACGCCAUCCACCUGCUCGAUUUUGGCAACCUGAAGGCGGUUGAUGGGAGCGUCGACCUGAGCGACAACAAGCUCCGGCGUUGGCCUGCCAGCAAUCUUGAGGUGAUUGAUGGACUCCUGAACCUAGAUGGCAACGAACUGCAGUCCUUUGAGCUCGGAAAGCUGAGGCGGAUUCGCGGAGAUCUGGUCCUGGGUAACAACAACAUCGAGGACUUGUAUCUGGACAGCGAUGGCGAGCCAGGAGUAGUUAUUGAAGGCGGUCUGUAUGCCAGUAACAAUCGCUUGCGUCGAGUGCGGUUUGGGCGGCUCUCCAGCAUUCAAAGCUUGGCAUUGCGUGACAACAGCCUACAGUCGAUUGACUUUGGCCAACUGACACAGAUUGGCGGUCUGCCUAAAUGGCCGCGCAACACUGACCGCAGUUGGUCGUUCUGGUAUGGGUUUCUUGAUGUGUCCAGCAACAAUCUCACCUCGAUUGCGUUUGGGUCGAUUCGACUCGUGAACGGGUCUGUGAACGUGGGUGACAAUCGCCUUACUUCCAUAGACUUUGGCGAGCUGACUUGCAUUGGCGGUGACUUCAGUGCUUCCCGCAAUCAGCUCACCGCGCUCGAUUUUGGCCGCAUCCAAUCAAUUGGUGGCUUAGUGGACCUGAAGCACAAUGCGCUGACCAGCGUUCACUUUGGCGAGAUGAACGUGCUGGAUGUCCGGCUGCAGUUCAAUCCCUUGUCCAACAUCACGUUUCGAUCUGGCACCAAGGUUGAUUUUGGGCUGUGGCUUUCCAAGAACCAACUCACAUCCUUGCGGAUCGGUGGCUUGGCAAGCACGACUGGCGCCAUAGACUUGAUGGACAAUGACCUCACGUUCUUGGACCUUGGAGAGCUCACACAUGUUGGCCGCCUUGAACUGGGUGGCAAUCUGCUAACGUCCAUUCACCUGGGAGAUCUACAGAGCGUGGGCAGCAACGGCAACGGUGUCGUUUCGAUGAAUUACAACCCAGUCACCAAGAUUUCCUUCAACUCGCUUCCGCGCAUCGCGUAUGGGCUCGAGAUUACGAACACUGACGUGAGUAGACUGCACAUUGAUGGAGUCUCGGUCAUCAGUGGCUCUCUACGCCUCAGCGAGAACAAAUUGUCGUCCCUUGAUCUGGGAACGCUAACGAUGGUUGAAGGUGACGUGGACCUGAGCUGGAACAAGCUGACUGAGAGUUGGCACGGCAACCUGGCCCAUAUUGGCGGCUUCCUCUCCCUCGAAAACAACGACUUGACGUCGUUUGACCUUGGCAUCACCAACUUGUUCGUGGGAGAUGGAAUCGACCUGGAAAGCAACAGUUUGACCCACUUCAGCUUUGGUAAGAUGGACACGUGCACGAGCCUGUACCUGGACUCAAACAAGUUGACAGUGCUUGACUUUGGCCGUGUUACCAACCUUGAGACUGUGAGUGCCAGGCACAACCAGCUCACUCGCCUUGAGAUUGGGGCUGUGACCACGCUCAAAGAAGUGUAUCUGGACAACAAUCAGCUGGGCAAGCUGCAUCUCGAUGGGCAGAAGGGGUUCAUGACUGAGCUCAGCGCUAAAAGCAACCGGCUCACGUCUGUCACCUUUGGCGACGUGACCAGAAUUGACUCUCUGUCGCUCGACAACAACUUCAUCUCCCGGAUUCACUUGCCUUCCGUGCCUUCUCACUCCUGGAGAACCGUAAGCCUCAUGAACAACUCAUUGACGCAAAUCAGCUUUACGGCACCCACGACUGACGUCAAACUCAACCUUGCCAACAACGCAUUCACCGCGAUUCGCCUGGAAAACAUUGACAGCGCGGAUUUCCUGAACUUGAAUGGCAAUCAGCUGACCGAGGUCGACUUUGGAAACAUGAGCACGGCGCACUCAGUCGUCUUGAAUGAAAAUGCCAUCUCCAGCGUCACCUUCGGCGCGCUCACAAGCAUCAACUUUCUCUCCAUCAACGAGAACACAAUGUCAUCACUGACGCUAAAUGGAAGCUGCGUCCACGUUGGUUACAAACUCAACAUCUUGGACAAUGGCCAGCUGAUCACGGUGGACGUGAGGGGCCUGAGUGACGCUGGUCAGGUCAUCAUCUCACGGAACCCGUCGCUUCGCAACGUCAGCUUUGCCAGUAGCAGCACGUCAACAAGCAUCAAGACUGCGCUGAGGAUGGUUGGCAACGCCCAGCUGACGUCGAUUGACUUGGCUGGGCUCGCUGAAAUUGAGGGCUACAUUGACGUGCGCAGCAGCCCACGUCUGCAGUCUGUGAACUGCAGGGGUCUGGGGUCGUGUAUUUGUCACGACAGCGGCACAGCAACGGUGAAUUGCCCGCUUCGCUGCCAUCAUCACGAAUGCAAGGACCUUGACGAUGAUUUAGUGUGAGGUCAUGUACUGUCCUUGUGUGUGUACGUGCUGUGCUUUGUGUUGCUGUGAGUGAAAGUGAGGGAGUGAGUGAAAGUGAGGGAGUGUGUGUGUGUGUGUGUGUGAAAGUGAGGGUGUGAGAGAGUGAGGGUGUGCUGUGCUGUGUUGCGUGUGUGUGCGUGUGUGCACCUUUUGCAUAAUGCUGGUUGACGCCUGCCGUCCCAGGCUGUAGCGUUCUUGUGUGACCUCUUUUGAGCGUUGUUCCUGUCCGAUCUUUGCUUCUUGUCAUUCACGUCCUA